AAACCAUCUUGAAGCUUUAACGAGUACCAAUGGCAAUGAUAAGGGGAGCUUCUUUCUGCCUCUUGUUUUUCUCUUUUUUCUUUGCUUUGGAGAGUGUCCAAGGCAACCCCAACUACAAAGAUGCCUUAGCAAAGUCCUUAUUGUUCUUCCAAGGGCAGAGGUCUGGGAGGCUCCCAAAAACCCAGCAAAUUACUUGGAGGUCCAACUCUGGUUUAUCUGAUGGACAGCCUGCCCAUGUGGAUUUAACUGGAGGUUACUAUGAUGCCGGAGACAACGUUAAGUUCAAUUUUCCGAUGGCUUUCACGACCACUAUGCUUUCAUGGAGUGCGCUCGAAUAUGGAAAGCGAAUGGGCCCAGAAUUACAAAAUGCAAGGACCUCAAUCCGAUGGGCAACAGACUACCUCCUAAAAUGUGCCACGGCCACACCCGGAAGGCUCUACGUUGGGGUUGGCGACCCAAAUGUGGACCACAAGUGUUGGGAAAGGCCUGAGGACAUGGACACGUCCCGCACCGUGUAUUGGGUCUCUCCUUCCAACCCUGGCUCCGACGUUGCCGCUGAGACUGCCGCUGCUUUAGCUGCUGCUUCCAUGGUUUUUAGAAAGGUUGAUCCGAAGUACUCGAGGUUACUUUUGAAAACUGCCAAAAACGUCUUUCAAUUUGCAAUGCAAUAUCGUGGUGCUUAUAGCGAUUCGCUUGGCUCUGCUGUCUGCCCAUUUUAUUGCUCAUAUUCUGGAUAUAAGGACGAACUGCUGUGGGGAGCUGCUUGGCUUCUAAUGGCUACCAACGAUGUUUCUUACUCCAAUAUCUUGAAAUCCCUGGGAGCUGAUGAUGGAACCGAUAUGUUCAGCUGGGACAACAAAUUGGCCGGUGCUCGUGUUCUUCUAUCAAGGAAAUCCUUGCUUAGAAAUGAUAAGAACUUCGAUCCAUUCAAGCAACAAGCUGAAGAUUUCAUGUGCCGCAUUUUGCCCAACUCUCCGUUCUCAAGUACACAAUAUACACAAGGUGGGCUCAUGUACAAGCUACCAGGAAGCAACCUUCAGUACGUUACAUCCAUUACAUUCUUGCUCACGACUUAUUCCAAAUACAUGUCCGCCACGAAACACACAUUUAACUGUGGCAGCCUUUUGGUCACUCCGAGUUCACUAAAAUACCUUGCAAAGAAACAGGUUGACUACAUAUUAGGAGAGAACCCACUAAAACUAUCGUACAUGGUUGGAUAUGGGGCAUAUUUUCCGAAGAGAAUUCACCACAGAGGAUCCUCAUUGCCCUCAUUGGCAAGCCAUCCACAAAGCUUAGGUUGUGACGGCGGUUUUCAACCAUACUUGUACUCAUCAAACCCCAAUCCUAACAUCUUGACUGGAGCCAUUGUUGGUGGUCCGAACCAAAACGAUGGCUACCCAGAUGACAGAACUGACUACAGUCAUGCGGAACCUGCCACGUAUAUCAAUGCUGCUAUUGUUGGACCUCUAGCAUUUUUUGCUGGAAGCUAUACCCGCUGAGGAAUAUUUUCUUAAGACAGGAGUUGGUUCAGUAUAUGUCUGUAUUUAACCCCAAACUAGGCAUGUACCACCAAGAAAUAGGUGGAUGAUGUAGUUGUGUUUGAAUUCUCUCCGGGAUAAUCCCGUGUUCCCAAAAUGAACAACUUAUGUGGCAAAAAAUAUAGUGCGACACAAAAUAAUAGGGAGAUUUCAAUUCGAAGCUUUA
This is a messenger RNA of Carya illinoinensis, 1704 nucleotides long. Its product is annotated as endoglucanase 9. Bases 30 to 1499 code for a protein of 489 amino acids. Gene Ontology annotation, molecular function: hydrolase activity, hydrolyzing O-glycosyl compounds. The transcript has 6 exons. Gene Ontology annotation, biological process: carbohydrate metabolic process. Lineage: Eukaryota; Viridiplantae; Streptophyta; Magnoliopsida; Fagales; Juglandaceae. The record is from RefSeq and is a predicted model, not a curated record.